This is a messenger RNA of Carlito syrichta (Philippine tarsier), 2380 nucleotides long. Its product is annotated as neurexin-3. NCBI's taxonomy places the organism in Eukaryota, Metazoa, Chordata, Mammalia, Primates, Tarsiidae. The record is from RefSeq and is a predicted model, not a curated record. The annotation marks the transcript as partial. The transcript is spliced from 11 exons.
GAUUCCCCCUGACCCCCGAGGGCUGUCCCCUGGCCUAUCUGCUUCUCCAGCUCCGUCCCAGCAGCCACGAUGAGCUUCACGCUGCACUCGGUUUUCUUCACCCUGAAGGUGAGCAUCCUGCUGGGGUCUCUGCUGGGGCUCUGCCUGGGCCUGGAGUUCAUGGGUCUCCCCAACCAGUGGGCCCGCUACCUCCGCUGGGAUGCCAGCACACGCAGCGACCUGAGCUUCCAGUUCAAGACCAACGUGUCCACGGGCCUGCUCUUCUACCUGGACGACGGUGGCGUCUGCGACUUCCUCUGCCUCUCCCUGGUGGAUGGCCGCGUGCAGCUCCGCUUUAGCAUGGACUGUGCCGAGACCACCGUGCUGUCCGACAAGCAGGUGAAUGACAGCAGCUGGCAUUUCCUCAUGGUGAGCCGUGACCACCUGCGCACGGUGCUGACGCUGGACGGUGAGGGUCAUUCCGGACAGCUGCAGCCCCAGCGGCCCUACAUGGAUGUGGUUAGUGACUUGUUCCUCGGUGGGGUCCCUGCAGACAUACGUCCUUCUGCCCUGACCCUUGACGGAGUGCAGGCCAUACCUGGCUUCCAGGGAUUAAUCCUGGAUCUCAAGUACGGCAACUCAGAGCCUCGGCUUCUGGGGAGCCAGGGUGUCCGGUUGGAUGCUGAGGGACCCUGUGGGGAGCGCCCCUGUGAAAACGGUGGGAUCUGCUUUCUCCUGGACGGCCACCCCACCUGCGACUGUUCUACCACUGGCUAUGGAGGCAAGCUCUGCUCGGAAGAUGUCAGCCAAGGUCCAGGCCUCGCCCACCUCAUGAUGAGUGAACAAGGUAGAAGUAAAGCUCGAGAGGAGAAUGUGGCCACUUUCCGAGGCUCAGAGUACCUGUGCUACGACCUGUCUCAGAACCCCAUCCAGAGCAGCAGUGAUGAAAUCACCCUCUCUUUUAAGACCUGGCAGCGUAAUGGCCUCAUUCUGCACACGGGCAAGUCAGCCGACUAUGUCAACCUGGCUCUGAAGGAUGGCGCGGUCUCCUUGGUCAUUAACCUGGGGUCCGGGGCCUUUGAGGCCAUUGUGGAGCCAGUGAAUGGAAAAUUCAACGACAACGCCUGGCACGAUGUCAAAGUGACACGCAACCUCCGGCAGCACUCAGGCAUCGGACACGCUAUGGUGACAAUCUCUGUGGAUGGCAUUCUUACCACAACGGGCUACACUCAAGAGGACUACACCAUGCUGGGCUCGGAUGAUUUCUUCUAUGUGGGAGGAAGCCCAAGCACUGCUGACCUGCCUGGCUCCCCUGUCAGCAACAACUUCAUGGGCUGCCUUAAAGAGGUUGUUUAUAAGAAUAAUGACAUCCGUCUGGAGCUGUCUCGCCUGGCCCGGAUUGGGGACACUAAGAUGAAAAUCUAUGGUGAAGUUGUGUUCAAGUGUGAGAAUGUGGCCACACUAGACCCCAUCAACUUCGAGACCCCAGAGGCUUACAUCAGCUUGCCCAAGUGGAACACGAAACGCAUGGGCUCCAUCUCCUUUGACUUCCGCACCACUGAACCCAACGGCCUGAUCCUCUUCACUCAUGGAAAGCCUCAAGAGAGGAAGGAUGCUCGGAGCCAAAAGAACACUAAAGUAGACUUCUUUGCCGUGGAACUCCUUGAUGGCAACCUGUACUUGCUGCUUGACAUGGGCUCCGGCACCAUCAAAGUGAAAGCCACUCAGAAGAAAGCCAAUGAUGGGGAAUGGUACCACGUGGACAUUCAGCGAGAUGGCAGAUCAGGUACUAUAUCAGUGAACAGUAGGCGCACGCCAUUCACUGCCAGUGGGGAAAGCGAGAUUCUGGACCUGGAGGGGGACAUGUACCUGGGUGGGCUGCCGGAGAACCGGGCUGGCCUCAUCCUCCCCACCGAGCUCUGGACCGCCAUGCUCAACUACGGCUACGUGGGCUGCAUCCGAGACCUGUUCAUCGACGGGCGCAGCAAGAACAUCCGGCAGCUGGCGGAGAUGCAGAACGCCGCGGGCGUCAAGUCCUCCUGUUCACGGAUGAGCGCUAAGCAGUGCGACAGCUACCCCUGCAAGAACAACGCGGUGUGCAAGGACGGCUGGAAUCGCUUCAUCUGUGACUGCACCGGCACCGGCUACUGGGGAAGAACCUGCGAAAGGGAGGCGUCUAUCCUGAGCUAUGAUGGCAGCAUGUACAUGAAGAUCAUCAUGCCUAUGGUCAUGCACACUGAGGCAGAGGAUGUGUCCUUCCGCUUCAUGUCCCAGCGGGCUUAUGGGCUGCUGGUGGCUACUACCUCCAGGGACUCUGCCGACACCCUACGUCUGGAGCUCGAUGGGGGGCGAGUCAAGCUCAUGGUUAACUUAGACUGUAUCAGGAUAAACUGUAACUCCA